AUGGCGGCGGCAGUAAGACGCUUAAGUAGAGUUUUGCUACAACAUGGGAGGCAUAGUCUUUCCAAAACAGCUUUUCAGGCAUCUCUUUCUCCUUGUUCUGUGAACAUUCAAGUGCCCAACAGACAGUUUGCUGCUGCUACAAAGCCUGCCAGAAAACAACAAAAAGGCCCUAAAGAGAAAACUGUAGAAGAACUAAAAGAUGAGAUAGAAAAAAUAAAGUCUUAUCGCUACAUGGAAGGUGAACCUGAAGAUGAUGUCUAUUUAAAACGCUUAUACCCAAGACAAAUAUAUGAAGUGGACAAAGCUGUUCAGCUACUUAAGAAAUUUCAAGUACUGGACUUCACUUAUCCAAAGCAAGGUGUUUAUCUUGAUUUGACACUUGAUAUGUCUCUACAGAAGAAGAAAAGAGUGGAGCCAUUUGCCAGUGUUCUUAGCCUUCCAUACCCAUUCAGUUCAGAAGUCAGUAAAGUUGCUGUUUUCACAGGGAAUGCAUCACAGACUAAAAUAGCAGAAGAAAAUGGAGCUGUUUUUGCCGGAGGAACUGAUCUGAUUCAAAAGGUUUUGACUGAUGAAAUUCAUGCAGACUUUUAUAUAGCUGUUCCAGAAAUAAUGCCUGAGCUUAAUCCACUAAAGAAGAAACUAAAUAAAAGAUUUCCAAAGUUUACUCGAAAAUCUGUUGGCCGUGACAUUCCCAAAAUGCUUGAAUUAUUUAAAUAUGGACAUGAGAUUGAAGUUGAUCAAGAAAAACAGAACAUUCUCAAGACUAAAAUAGCAACACUGGAUAUGUCAAGUGAUCAGAUAGCUGCCAAUCUGCAAGCUGUUAUCAAUGAUGUUUGUACGCACAGACCCUUGAGUUUGGGACCCUUUGUGGUACGUGCUUUUCUUCGUAGUUCAACAAGUGAAGGUUUAUUAUUAAAGAUCGAUCCUUUGCUGCCUAAAGAAGUAGAAACCACAGAAAGUAACACAGAUGCUGCCUGA
Elephantulus edwardii (Cape elephant shrew) is the source of this 978-nucleotide messenger RNA. RefSeq names its product 39S ribosomal protein L1, mitochondrial-like. The record is from RefSeq and is a predicted model, not a curated record. Gene Ontology annotation, molecular function: structural constituent of ribosome; RNA binding. Gene Ontology annotation, cellular component: large ribosomal subunit; mitochondrion. The coding region runs from base 1 to 978 and encodes 325 amino acids. The transcript has 9 exons. Gene Ontology annotation, biological process: translation. NCBI's taxonomy places the organism in Eukaryota, Metazoa, Chordata, Mammalia, Macroscelidea, Macroscelididae.